AUGACGGUCAUAGGCAUGUCGCAGCCGACUGAGAAAGAGAAGAUGCUUCGCGGGGAGCUCUACCGAGCGUUCACGCCGGACUUGAUCGCUGCUCGUAUGCGCUGCAAGCGGGCUUGUAAUCGGUUCAAUAAGUCAGAGGAGAUGUCUCGUCGAGGUCUUGUUCAAAUGUGGAGAGAUAUCACUGAAGAUAAGACCCCGCUACCACCAAAAUUGGAUGACCCCGCAGCCGACGAUGCGCUCUUCGAGCAGGAACCCUGGGUCGAAGCCCCUGUCAAGAUAGACUACGGGUUCAAUGUCAAGCUUGGAGCGGGAGUCUUCGUCAACUUUAACUGUGUCUUCAUCGAUACCUGCCCUAUUACGGUUGGGGCUCGUACUUUGUUCGGUCCUAAUGUUUGCUUGUUCUCUGGGACUCAUCCGCUUGAUCCUGCUCUGCGCAAUGGUACUGAAGGCCCCGAGACUGGUAAGCCGAUUGUUAUCGGGGAGGACUGCUGGCUCGGUGGGAAUGUGAUUGUCCUUCCUGGUGUUACUAUUGGUAGAGGGGUGACAAUUGGAGCUGGGAGUGUGGUUACAAAGGAUGUGCCCGCUUUUCAUGUAGCUGCGGGGAACCCAGCUAGGAUCAUUCGUCGCAUUGAAACGACAAUGAAAGAGUGA
This is a messenger RNA of Penicillium vulpinum, 651 nucleotides long. RefSeq names its product sugar O-acetyltransferase. The coding region runs from base 1 to 651 and encodes 216 amino acids. Gene Ontology annotation, molecular function: acetyltransferase activity. The record is from RefSeq and is a predicted model, not a curated record. Lineage: Eukaryota; Fungi; Ascomycota; Eurotiomycetes; Eurotiales; Aspergillaceae. The transcript has 3 exons.